GAGCUCAUUUACUAUCAACGUUCGAUUGAAUGCAGCUCGGACCAGCAUCAACCCGUAGAAGUUUAUUUGGGCGCGAGUGACGACGCCGAGCGGACGUACACUGGUGAAGAUCGCGAUCGUCCGGAGUGAAAACUGGUUUACCAUAUUAAAUCUCUAUCUGGUACGGUCAGGGUAAAAGCGUACGCACGAAGUGAUUAAGAACGUAGGCUACAAGUGUAACACACACAGGAACCGGCUUUUCUGAUGCAAAACUGCAUCAAUUGCAACGGAUUGAGGACUGCCUAAUUGCCAUUGUUGGCUCAUCCCACAAACAGCGAUAUAGCAUUCCGGAUCUCUUCGAUCGACGAUCCUCCGUACAGUGAGCAUAAUGUUUGCAGGCCGGGUACGGUUUGUAUCGUUCGUGCUUGUGGUGCUCGGUGUAACGAUUAACCUGCAACAUGUUUCUGCUGGGCCGUGGCGUGAUGGGGUACACCGUAGUGGUAACGCAUUUGCCAAGCGAAUGUCGGAAAGUGAUGAGUAUUUAGAAUUUGGCCGAAAGCUAAAGCAAUCGUGCGGAUAUGAGUCGUGUCCGAAACCAAAGAAAAAUAUGCUUAAUGUGCAUUUGGUGCCGCACACACACGAUGACGUUGGGUGGCUGAAGACGGUCGACCAGUACUACUAUGGAAGUAAAACAACUAUCCAAAAGGCGGGCGUACAGUACAUCCUCGACUCGGUCAUACAAUCGUUGCUAAGUGAUCCGGAGCGCAAGUUCAUCUACGUCGAGUCGGCCUUCUUCUUCAAGUGGUUCAACGAACAGACGGUGGAACUGCAGCAGCAAGUCCGGAUGCUGGUCGAUGAGGGACGGUUGGAGUUUAUUGGCGGUGCCUGGAGCAUGAACGAUGAGGCUGCAGCACACUAUCACAGUGUGGUCGAUCAGUUUACCUGGGGUUUGCGAAAGCUGAACGAUACGUUCGGUGAGUGCGGACGUCCACGGAUCGGUUGGCAGAUAGAUCCGUUCGGGCACUCGCGAGAGCAAGCCUCACUGUUCGCACAGAUGGGGUACGAUGGGCUAUUCUUUGGACGGCUCGAUUAUCAGGACAAGCGUGAACGAAUGACGCACAAACGGGCGGAAAUGAUCUGGAAGACGAGCGAUAAUCUCGAUGAUGCUGAUCUGUUUACGGGGGUUUUGUACAAUUUGUACCAGGCACCACCAGGUUUUUGUUUCGAUAUACUUUGCUCAGAUGAACCGUUCAUGGACGGUCCUUAUUCUGCGGAGAAUAAUGUUAAAGCAAAGGUUGAUAAGUUCCUGUACUACGUAAAUCUCCAGGCGGAGAGUUACCGAGCGAACAACAUUUUACUCACUAUGGGUGGUGAUUUUACUUACAUGGAUGCUAACGUUUACUUCAAAAAUAUGGACAAGUUGAUCAAAUACACGAACGCACGCCAAACAAAUGGAUCGAAUGUGAACGUAUUCUACUCGACACCUUCUUGCUAUCUCAAAGCUCUGCACGAUAUCGGCAUUACCUGGCCAACCAAAUCCGACGAUUUCUUCCCAUACGCUUCCGAUCCUCACUCGUUCUGGACCGGAUACUACACAUCGAGACCAACGAGCAAACGAUUCGAACGUGUUGGCAACCAUUUCCUACAGGUGUGCAAACAGCUGACCGCACUAGCCCCUGCACGUACGGCACACAUGGAACCGCAUCUGAACAUACUGCGGGAAGCGAUGGGUGUAAUGCAACAUCACGAUGCCAUCACCGGUACCGAGAAACAACACGUCGCCAACGACUAUGCUCGAAUGUUAAACGUUGCGGUCAGAGCGUGUAGUGCGAAUACUAAGGACGCACUAAACCAGAUUGUCGAUCCAAAGUAUAAGCGAUCGUUGCGCUCCACUGGUUUGCCCGUCGAGCAUACCACUCCGUAUCCUGAGUACACCUUUGCUUUUCAAUCAUGCCAUCUGCUGAACGUGAGCAAGUGUGAGCUUACUGAGUCAAAGGACAGCUUCACCGUAACGCUGUACAAUCCAUUGGCGCAUGCCGGUCACGAGUAUGUACGCGUUCCGGUUACUGGCGGUAGAUAUAUCGUGCGAGACUAUCGCAACGUGGAAGUGUCAUCACAGGUUGUGCCUAUACCAGAAUCGGUACUAAAUCUAAGCUAUCGCUUUAGUAACGCUACUACGGAACUAGUGUUUCUAGCAAACGAAUUGCCGCCACUUGGUUUUAAAUCAUAUUUUGUAACGCGCGCCAUUGACUCUUUGGAUGACUUCCUUCACGAAGCACCUGUUGCCGUACCAUCGGCUCCAACUAGCGCAGAUCGACCUGCGGAAGAUCAAACGACACACUGGCAAUCGGAGGAAGUAACGAUUGGAAAUAAAUAUUUAAAUGUUUCCUUCGAUAGUAAUGGAUUUAUGAGCUCGAUAACGAUCGACGGUGUUACGAACAGACUUAGACAAACGUUCGUGUACUACGAAGGAGCCCUGGGAAACAAUGAAGAGUUCCGAAAUCGAUCAUCGGGCGCGUACAUUUUCCGCCCGAACGGUACGGAGAAAACCGUCACCGAAAAUGUGCAGCUAAAGGUGGUAAAAGGACCAACGGUGCAAGAAGUGCAUCAGGUGUUUAACGAGUGGAUCAGUCAGGUCGUACGAAUCUAUGCCGAUGAAAGCCAUAUCGAGCUUGAAUGGAUGGUAGGCCCUAUACCGGUAGAGGAUGGUGUAGGAAAGGAGAUCGUGUCACGGUUCUACACCGCCGCCCAAUCAAGUGGAGUGUUCUGGACCGAUGCAAAUGGACGCGAAAUGAUCAAGCGAGUGCGUAACCAUCGCGACACAUGGGUUUUGGAUCUGAUGGAGAAAAUCUCCGGUAAUUAUUAUCCGGUAACAGCGAAAAUAGCACUGGAGGAUGAAAACCUUCGUCUAGCUGUGUUGAACGAUCGUGCACAGGGUGGUUCAAGUUUGGAAGAUGGAUCACUUGAGCUGAUGGUACAUCGUCGACUGUUGCAUGAUGAUGCGUUCGGUGUCGAGGAAGCCUUAAAUGAGAAAGCAUUCGGCAAGGGAUUGGUUGCCCGUGGUAAACAUUGGGUAAUGUUUGGUGCAAAGAAACCGCUCAGCCCAACACCGGAAGCACGCGAACGUUUCCUGCAGAACCGGGUACUGCUGCCUAAUUGGAUCUUUUUCAGCGAUGUCAGUGAGUUUAAGUACGAGGACUGGCAGAAGCAGUAUACCAACAUUUACUCUGCACUUUCGCUGUCACUUCCGUUGAAUGUUCAUCUGCUCACGUUUGAACCAUGGAAGGAUAACAGCAUUCUGGUACGCUUCGAGCAUCUGCUCGAGAAAGGCGAAGAUCCACUCUACUCCAAACCGGUACGAUUCAACGUACAGGACGUAUUCCGUAAGUUCAGUAUUGAGGAAAUCCAUGAAACAACCCUGGGCGCCAAUCAGCUGAAGGAAGACUCUAAAAGACUGAAAUUUAAACCCGAUCCUGACUAUAUCAUGUACACUGCUGUGAAGCGAGAUGUGGGCACAGAUCAUCCAUCACCAUCACCGCCGAACGUACAAUCUGCUCAAUCUCCAAUGAUUGCCGACAUUGCGCGUGGCGUUAGUGACGAUGGGUAUGAAAUUCUGCUCAAACCGAUGCAGAUUAGAACGUUCAUUUUUCAGCUAGAGUACAGGCCAUAACUAGGAAAUAGAAAUUUUAUUCUCUUUUAGUCAAAUUAGUCAAAUAAAGAACGCACAACAGCUCAAUAAUCAUA
Molecule: messenger RNA, 3723 nt
Organism: Anopheles funestus (African malaria mosquito)
Lineage: Eukaryota; Metazoa; Arthropoda; Insecta; Diptera; Culicidae
Product: lysosomal alpha-mannosidase-like
Exons: 6
Coding region: 368-3649 (1093 amino acids)
Biological process (GO): mannose metabolic process
Cellular component (GO): lysosome
Molecular function (GO): carbohydrate binding; alpha-mannosidase activity
Source: RefSeq, a predicted model, not a curated record